AGAGGAUGUCUGGCAGCACGGCGAGGAAGGUCCAGCCCUUCACCAUCAGCACCAAGCUCUCCCUGCCCAAGUGUGCCGCCGACUUCUCCGGGGAUGCUUGCCCCGGCAUCGCUCUCGCCUCCGCGCUGGAUAGCCACCACGGCCUUCGACACAACCUCAAUGAGCGCAUCUCCCUCUACCUGGCCCAGGCCCGGGCCAGCCCCGCUCCCCCCGACAGCCAGCCCCACAGCGCCAGCCCUGCGGAAGAAGAAGUCACCGAUGAGGACCGGCUUAACCGCAACUCUCUUGCCCGCUCCAUUAAGAAGAUCACGCUGUCCAACUGGCAUGGGGAGGCUGUCUCAGGUGGCGCAGGGGGACCCGGGGACCCUGCCUGGACUGGCAGUGAGAGGAACCACAACAACAACAACAGCAGGCCAGGGAAAGCUCAGUUCAAGGUCUUUCUCAGAAAGGAAGUGGAUAUGGAGGAAGAGAAGCAGGAGGCCAGGAGCCCCCAUACUGGUGGUUUCUGCUCGCCGGUGGACCGAGGCUCCCCCUUUUAUGCAACUCCCUGGAGAUACCACCCUGGCAGGCUGCUGGGUACAGCUGGGACCCCCAGCGGGGCAGAUCACAGCCGAGCCCACCAGCUCACAGGAGGCACCGCAGCGGCUCCUCAGAGAGAAAGCCCCAAGAGCAAGGAGCCCACCGCAGCUGCUGCACCGAAAAGCAGUGGGCGAAGCAGCACAGGACCGGCCAACCUUCUCGACCUCAGCCCCUUGAUAGCCCAGUUCAACCGGGAGAUGCUGCAGGCGGAGGGUUGGGUGCGAGGCAAGCUGCGGGACCUGAAAGACGGCUGCGACAUGCAGGACUGGGAGCAGGUGGCUCAGACCCUGCAGAGGGACAUGAAGGAUUUUGAGAACACGAUGAUAAAGCUCAACCAGAUGGGCGAGCAGCUGAUGAGCCGGCCGAGCCCCAGCACUGAGACGGUGCGGCGGCAGCUGCUGGCCCUGCGGGAGCAGUGGCAGCUCCUCCGGCAGACGGCCGCCAGCCAGAGCAAAGCCCUGGGCGGGCUGCGGAGCCUGCAGGACUUCACCAGGAAGGCCGAGCAGCUGGAAGCAUGGAUCAGGCAGAAGGAGGAGAAGCCCUCUCUGGCAGCCCUCCUGCAGGAAAGCCUGGACAAGAUCCAGCUCACCCGCCGCAUCCUCGACUUGAAACAGGAGGAGCAGCAGUUCCAGAGUCUGCAUGAGGAGUUGAACAGCCUGGCCCAGAAGCUGGAGAAACAAGGCAAAAGCGAGAGCAGGAGCAUCUCUGCCCGGCGCAAGCACCUCAACAAAAUGUGGCUGCGGCUCCAGGGGACCCUGAAGGAGCAACAUGAGGCUCUGCAGCUGGCCUUGGAGGUAGCUGCCUUCCUCCAGCAAGCAGAUACCCUUCUCGCGGCCAUCCACACCAAGUGGAGGAGUGUCUGUGGUGUGGGGAAGCAAGGGGAGGCCGAGCCAAGCCGGGAUUGGGACAUCAGGGACAUGGCCAGCCAGGUGAUGAUGCUGGAUGUGACUGUGUCCCAGCUCCUCAGCCUUCAGCCCAGCCUGGCAGCACGAGUCACCCACAAGCACCGAGAUGUGAAGGAGAGCUGGGCCCAGCUCCAGCAGGCGCUGAGGAAUGAGAAGUCUCCAGUGCUGGGUCUAGCGAGCAGCUUCUCAGGGGGUGAAGCUGCUGCUCUGAACCAUGAGUCCCAAGGAGAUGGUAGCAGCCAUGGGGUAGCGGGCAAGGAAGCAGGAGACAAGCAGAAAAGAGGUUCUGGGAGCACAGUGCAAAAGGACAUUGGAAGGAGCGUGGUGGAGCAUGUGAGAGGCGAGGAGAGCAGCCCUGGCUGUCUCACAGCCAGGCAACCCCUUCCCGGAGGUGACAGCAAGAGGAGGAGGAGGAUGCCAGGACGCCCAGAGGCUGAGUGGGGCACCCAGGAGCCGGAGACCCAGGUGCAGGACUUCUGCCAGGCUGCGAAUGCGGCUGUGUCCCGGCUCAAGGAGAACGUGGGUCCCAGUGUCCACUUUAGUCCAGUGGAGGAUGCUGAGAGCCUGGAGGCAGCACAGACACAGCGGGCUGCGCUGCAGCAAGAGAUCCUGGACAACAGCUCCAGCAUUGAGGCUGUGCUCCUGGAAGGGCAGAAGCUGCUGGGCACAGGGGCCAGGGGGAGCCCACAGGUGGAGGCCAUGCUGCGGGAGCUGGGGGAGCUCUGGGAGAACUUGCAGAGGAAGCACCAGGAGAAUGGGGCUGUGCUGAGAGAAAUUGAUAAGGCCCUGAGGAUGGUGGGGGAGCUGGACCAGGCUGAGCGGUGGCUGCAAGCCGUGGCCAAGUCGCUCUCAGAGCCAGCCACCAUGAGAAGCCCCGCAGAGCUGCGCAGGGACCUGGAAGAGACAGGGCAGCUGGAGAGGCAGCUCCUGGCCUGUGGCCUCAGACUCCAGGGUCUGCGAGAGGAGGUGGCAGAUGAACCUGCCACGGAGCAUGAGGCGGCAAGAAAGAUGCGGAGGAAGGUGGAGAUGGUGGAGGAAAAGCUGGCACGCGUGCAGACAGCCCUGCGGCGCCGGGCUGCGGACCUGCGCGACUCCCUGGUGCUCUCCGAGUUCCUGCAGAAUGUGCAAGAGGAGGAGGAGGCACGAAGCCGGCACCAAUCCCCUCCGCCAGGGAACGGGCAUCGUGGCUCGCAGGGGUCUUUGCCCCUGCUCUCGGCCCCAGCCAGACAGCUGCCAAGCAGUGAGGACAUGAGCAGCCCCUUGGGACAGCUGCAGGAGGCCGUGGAGAUGCUGAACGAUGCAGUGAAGGAGCGAGAGCGUGUCGUGGAGGCAGCGGCGGAGAUGGAGAACCUGGAGCGCCUGCUGGCAGAUGUGUGCCCAUGCCUGGAGGCCAUCCGAUGCAGAGCCGAAGCCCUGGCUCGAGACACUGCCCAAGUGGAGAGCGAUUUCGCUGUGGUGAAGAGUGAGAAGGACCUCCAGGGGCUGCAGGGCUUGCUAAGCCGGCAGCAAGAGAUGGAGUCUGCUGUGUCAGAGACCCUGCAGGAGCCACUGGAGGAGCUGGAGAGGGCUGCUGCCCGCUUGGAAAAGCUCUGCCCUGCUCAGAUGUGUACUGUCGGCCCGGAGGUGCAGGGAGCCCUGCAGGCCUGGGAAGGACUGCAGAAGCUUCUGAGGGAGAAUAAGGCCCACGUGCAACAGGCUGGCCGGCUGCGGCAGUUCUUCAAGGAUUAUUUAGCCAUGAUCUCCUGGACGGAGGACACACGGGCUCAGAUCUUCUCAGAAAGCCUGGGCAGCCAUGGCCUUUUGGACACUCACUGUGAGGAACUGGAGAGGAAGAUUGAAGGCAAGUUCAAGGAGUUUGAGGAACUGGCAGCAGCGGGGCACACAUUGGUGUCUGAGGAGCACUAUCUGAGCGAGACGAUAAAGGAGCGCAUGGAGGAGCUGCAGAGCAUGCUAGGCUGGGUGCUGGUACGUUGGCGAGCGCAGAAACACCAGCGGGACCCUGGGAGCAAGCAGGAGGACAGAAAGGACCCUGAAAGUCCCUUGGGUGUGUCCCCCACUGGCCAGGAGCAGCAAGUUCCAUGCGCUCAGCCCUGUGCGGAGAACAUGCUUGGCCUGAAAGGGUUUGCACCCUGCUCCCUGCCCGAAUCUACACAAGGAUUAGAGCUGCAGCCGCAGGUGCUGGAAGAAACGGCCAUCUCACCUCCAGUGUCACCCCUCUCGGAUACCCUGUUGGGACCGGAGCCCAGCAGCUCGGUGCCCCAUGGUGCAGGACCCCCUGAAGAGGACAGUCUCGUCUGGGAUCCCUCCGAGAGCUCCAUGGUGUUGCUGCCGCCACGGGGGGCUGGCAGCCUGGGGGGGGCAGUCAACUUGAUCCUGAGCAUUGGCAAGAAGGGAGAGAAGAAGCAGCCGCAGCUGGCGUUGGGCAGAGAACAGCCUGGGCAGGAGGCUCCACAGACGCUCCCUGCCACUAAACCCUCAAGCUGUAAAACCUUUUGGAAGCGUUGCCAGGGGCUUUUAGGAAACACUUGGGGUAGUUUAAAGCGAAAGAGAAAGCCGUCUCGCCAGUCCGUGGAAGAGGCGAGCACCUCUUUGCGCAUGGAGGAGUGCUACGGAGAAAGGGCUAGGAAAACCUCCGCCAUGCUGCAGCCAGCAAAGCAAGUGCCUGCCACAGCGUGCCGCCCUCCGGCUUCGAGUGCUGGGGCCGCGGCGGCCUCCCACACCCUGCCCAAGGCCGGCCCCAGCUCCAUCUUCAACAGUCUGCAGAGGAAGGAGAAGGUGAAGGCCGAGCAUGCGCGGCUGCUGACGCUGCAGGGCAUCAUGGGCCCCAGCUCCCUGCAGCCCCUGCCCGAGGAGAGGCACGGCCCCAGCAACACGUGGCCUUUGAAGUGCGGCUGGAGGAAGGCGGCGCCAGGGGCGCCCGGCCCCCAGCUCGAGGAGCUGCUGCUCUACGUGAAGAACCCGCUGGUGCGGGACAUCGAUGCCGAGUGCGGGGCUGCCCCCGGGGACCCCAAACCCAGCAUCCCCCACCACAGCGGGGGGCCCGGCGCCACACGGCCCGCCACUGGGCCAAAAGACACCUGCCCCCACCUCUCGCUCGGGUCUGUCCUCAGCCUGGAACUGCCCAAGGACUUGGCCGUACUGGGCUGCCUCCGAGGUGCCGCGGUGGCAGCACGGCAGGAGGAGGCGGAGGGGAAGGAGAAGAGGCAGGGCAGGGGGGCAAAGUGGUGGGAGGCUGCAGGAGGAAGCGGGCCUGGACGGCAGGAGGAGGACGCGGAUGGACACAGUCCCCAGGGGCCAGGCGAAGGCCUGGGGAAGCCCCCCAAAGGCGAGCGAGGAACGUGGUUCGAAGAGGUGAGCUUCAACCCUAGCUACAGCCGGCAGAAAGCACGGGGCUUGGAGGCGGCCCGCAGCGCUGGGGAGGAGCAGAGCGGCAUCGGCGAAGACCUGCUGGACUUCAGGCUGAACCGGCUGUCCUGCAUCAGCGUGCUGCACGAGCAGGUCGGCCAGGAGUGGGACAAGCUGGCUGCCAGGCUGGGCCGGGAUGGCAGCCCCGGCACCGCGGGGGCCGAGAGAGCGGCCGGCUGCAAGGCCAGGCUGUGGGAAGCCACUUGCGUGGAGCUCAAGCCCUCUCCCACCGCCCCGGCAGCCAGGGCGGACGCUGUCGCCGGCGUUGCCCGGCCGGAGCGGCACACCGGCAGCGGGAAGUCCAGCGAGGAAGUCCUGGCAGGACUGUCCAGCGGGGGCCUGGACUCCCCUCCCGUGGCCAGGCGGGGCCCCCGAGCCGCCCCCCAGCUCUCCGUGUUUGCCUGCGAGCUGGGCUGCCAGCAGCGCGGCCCUGAGACCCUGGGCCCAGCGGAGAUCUGCCACCCAGCCCACGGGCUGUUUGAGGAGGAGGAGGAGGAGCUGCAGGCCAUCUGGGACCACGCGGAAGAGCAGACGGUGCCGAGCCCGCCGGCAGAGAGUGGCACCCGACGCCUGCCGGCCAGCGGGACGGGCGGCCUGCAGAGCCCCAACAUCGCCGGUGGGCCCCUGAUCCUCUCGGCAACCAAUAACGUGCUGGUGGCCAAGUUCACCCUUCCCACCUCUGCCCAGCUGCUCCACAGCCCAGCGGGAGAAAAGGGCCCUGACGAUGGGCACAAGGGCAGUGGCAGCCCAAGCAGGCGUGGGGCAGCCCUUUCCCGCACGGAGGUGCCCCACGGCAUGGGGCAGUCCGCAUCCUGGGCAGAUGGCCCCAGCGCACGGGAUCGACAUCAGGAUGAGGAGCGAGAGGGCGGCAAGGCUCCCCCCAGUAAAACAGAGUUUCAGAUGAUGGAGGGGACGCUGGAGAGGAAGCACGUGCUGCAGACAGGAGGCAGAAAGGCGACCUGCCGCACCUGGAGCCUGUUCCACACGGUGCUGAUGAGGCAGACACUGUGCUUCUACCAGGACCGGAGAGACAGCCUUAAGAGCUCCGUGGUGGCCCUUCCCCUGAACCUCUCCGGGGCGGUCUGCACCGCAGACACAGAGUACACCAAAAAGACCAACUGCUUCAGAUUACAGCUACGGGAUGGCUCUGAGUAUCUUCUGAGGGCCCCAUCCCAGCUGCUCAUGAAUGAGUGGGUCUCCAAGCUGCAGCAGAACUCAGAUUUCCCCGAAGUGGAUUACUUCCAGGCAGCAGCACAGAGUGUCGAGGGCACCAGCUCUGCUGGGGGUUUCAGCAAGGUCCCUGGGCCUGGAAGCUCCCACCUCCAGGGUCACUCUCGGGCCAUGACUGCCAAGAGCCAAGAGAUCAUGGUAUUACCCCGCUCAAACACCAGACUGCAGCUGCCUUUCGGGAGCCAGGAUGGCCCAGCGGAUGUAGCAGCAUCCUCAGCAGAGGAUGUUCGUGGAGCUGCCAGCCACACAGCCAGGCACAGGGAGCACCAGUGGUCACCCAGUGGGUCCCCUGGGUCAUGGGACAACAGCUGCCCAGAAGAUGACUACGGGUUGGUGGCCAACAAGAGGAGGUCCUACUCAUUCACCUCAGCCACCUACCAGAAGAUCACGCCCAUAGCAGUGCCCAAGGAGCCCAUGGAGCCCGGGAGCAGCUACUCCGUCACACUGUACAUCGGGGAGCAAGCACCAGCCAUGCCCAGGACGCGCUGCCACUCCUUUGUAGCCAGGCCAGGAAGCCCGCGGGAGGUGCUGGGGGAGAAGACCCAGGGCCCCCCUCGCCCCAAGAACAAAUCUGUCUUCAAGAAGUUCUUUGGGAAGAAGGAGUGAGCCCCAGACGAGGAGGAGAAAAGCGAAAGCCUGCCCCUUUUCCUCCUCUCAGGCCUGCUUCAGGUGCAACCUUAGUACAGUCUCUCCUCCCAGCACCAGCCCUCACCACUCGCCAUCGCCUUGGGGCGCCCAGCACCGCGCAGGGGAGAGAUGCUGCAGCAAGCAGCUCUGCUUCAGCACAGGCCCAGGGGCUGCACCUCACCCCCAGACACCACUGCUGCCUUCCUCAGCCAGGCGCUGAGCCCCUCGUCCGCCCCGCGAGCCCUUUCCCGGCAGGCAGGGGUGUUCUCCUUGCCCUUGCCAAGCUGUUGGUGGCUCUCCCUGCCGCCGGUUCAGCUGGAUCCCCAGGCAUCCCUCCUACACGCAGCACAAGCAGGGUUGAGGGGAUUGUUAUUUUUAUUAAAAAACGAACAAAUGCUUA
Dromaius novaehollandiae (emu) is the source of this 7146-nucleotide messenger RNA. RefSeq lists its product as uncharacterized. Bases 6 to 6725 code for a protein of 2239 amino acids. Gene Ontology annotation, molecular function: phospholipid binding; actin filament binding. The transcript has 34 exons. Gene Ontology annotation, cellular component: cell junction; cell projection; plasma membrane. Lineage: Eukaryota; Metazoa; Chordata; Aves; Casuariiformes; Dromaiidae. The record is from RefSeq and is a predicted model, not a curated record. Gene Ontology annotation, biological process: actin cytoskeleton organization; muscle cell development.